AUGGCUUCACCCGACCCCCGGACCACAGCCAACCCGUCAUCCGACGACAUUGUAUUUAGCGAUUCCAAAGGCCAACACGAUGUCCUCCACAACUCAGACGAGGUCCGACGCACCGACACUACGGACAGGAUCAUCCAAGAUGCCAAAACAGCAACCGACAAGGAGCAAAAGAUGACGCUGUUGCAGGGCAUCAAGCUGUACCCAAAGGCGAUUGCGUGGAGCAUGCUCAUCUCGACGUGCAUCGUCAUGGAGGGUUACGAUGUCUGUCUGAUUAACAAUUUUUACGCCUUCCCCCAGUUUGCUCGCAAGUACGGCGAGGAGAUAGCGCCGGGCCACUGGGAGGUUCCUGCUCGCUGGCAGGCUGGUCUUAGUAAUGGCGCCAACGUGGGAGAGCUGAUCGGCCUUCUCAUCAAUGGAUACGUAUCAGAACGUUUUGGUUAUCGGUACACCGUUAUCGGUUGCUUGAUGCUCAUUUGCGCGUGGACUUCGCUGUUCUUUACGGCGCAGAAUGUCCAGACCUUGUUGGCUGCUGAGAUUCUUUGCGGUAUCCCAUGGGGCGUCUUCCAAACUCUCACCAUCACCUACGCCUCCGAAGUCUGCCCCGUCGCUAUGCGCGGCUACCUUACCACCUACGUCAACUUCUGCUGGGGCGUGGGCCAAGAAAUCGCCAUCGGAGUCAUCAUGUCCAUGCUUAAGCGCGACGACGAAUGGGCCUACCGAAUCCCCUACGCCCUGCAAUGGAUGUGGCCCGUACCUCUGGCCUUGGGAAUCUUCUUCGCACCCGAAUCGCCUUGGUGGCUCGUCCGCAAGGGUCGUCUGGAUGAUGCCAAGAAGUCUCUCCUCCGUCUGACCAGCGUGAACCGCGAAACCGAUUUCAAUGCGGACGAGACCGUCGCCAUGAUGGUUCACACCACCGCCUUGGAGGAGAAGACGACGCAGGGAGCGACCUUUUGGGAUUGCUUCAAGGGUCAUGAUCUCAGGAGAACCGAGAUUGUGUGCAUGGUGUGGGCGAUUCAGAAUCUGAGUGGAAACUCGUUCUCGAAUUACUCGACGUAUUUCCUCAAGCAGGCCGGCCUGGACGAUGACGACGCCUAUGCGUUUGCUCUCGGGCAGUACGCUAUCAACAUGGCGGGCGUGUUUGGCGCGUGGUUCUUGAUGAGCCGCGGCAUUGGACGGAGAGCUCUUUACCUGUAUGGGUUGUGCGGUCUAUUCUGCAUGCUCUUUGUGCUGGGUUUCCUUGGUCUUGUUCCCGAGGCGCACAACAGGGAGGCUUCGAUCGCGACUGGUAGUAUCAUGUUGGGCUGGGCUUUGGUGUACCAGUUGACAGUCGGAACGGUCUGCUACUCGCUUGUCAGUGAAAUCUCGACUAGAAGACUGCAGAUCAAGACCAUUGCUCUUGGUCGUGUGCUUUACAUUAUUGUCGGCAUCGUCACUGCCGUCCUCACACCCUACAUGCUCAACCCCGGCGCCUGGGACUGGUCCAACUUUACCGGUUUCUUCUGGGCCGGCAUCUGCUUCCUCUGCAUCAUCUACGUCUACUUCCGCGUCCCCGAACCCACCGGCCGCACCUUUGCCGAGCUCGACCUCCUCUUCUCAAAGGGCAUCAGCGCGCGCAAGUUCGCUGAGACCAAGGUGGAUGUAUUCGCUGAUGAGGCUGCGUCCCUUGAUAGCUCGGUGUUGCAUAAGUACGAGAAGGGCUUGAAUAUGUCCCAGACUGAUAGCAAGGCUAGUGGCAGUGGGGUAUAAAGGGAUGCCAACAUGGGAGACCGUACAAGCGAUGCGUAUACGGUCUCGUAGUUGAAUAGGGGCGUGGCUCCUUCGGACCGUGGUCAACCUGACCGAUCUGUCGCUCACUCUAAGAGGUGGGACAGUCAAGGAGUCGGCGAGGUGCAAAGCGGCAGCAUUUAUGGGUUGCGGAUCUAAUGGGGAGGUUGACACGAUUUCUG
Molecule: messenger RNA, 1946 nt
Organism: Neurospora tetrasperma FGSC 2508
Lineage: Eukaryota; Fungi; Ascomycota; Sordariomycetes; Sordariales; Sordariaceae
Exons: 6
Coding region: 1-1746 (581 amino acids)
Biological process (GO): transmembrane transport; carbohydrate transport
Cellular component (GO): membrane
Molecular function (GO): carbohydrate:proton symporter activity
Source: RefSeq, a predicted model, not a curated record